Molecule: messenger RNA, 4002 nt
Organism: Portunus trituberculatus (swimming crab)
Lineage: Eukaryota; Metazoa; Arthropoda; Malacostraca; Decapoda; Portunidae
Gene: Nulp1
Product: transcription factor 25-like
Exons: 16
Coding region: 213-2618 (801 amino acids)
Cellular component (GO): RQC complex
Source: RefSeq, a predicted model, not a curated record
GGCUUCGAGACGCGCGGUCAGCUGGACGUGGUGGUGUUGAGGCGUGCCGAGUGGACUACAUUUCACGUGCAUAAAUACUUUCCCUUUGCCUUAUAUUGGUGCUGACACCACUCAUGAUUUGUCUGCUGACACCCUAACACUGGUGGCCAUCAACUAUUGUACAACAGCUCGCUUACUAGACAUAUCACUUGUGAAAACAACUCAGGUACAUAAUGUCAACACGAGCAUUAAGGAAAUUACAGGGGAGGCGUCAAGACCUGGACAUUCCAAACAGCUGUCUUGGUGAUGAUGAGGAAGAACAAGAUGAGGAGGAAGACCAAGAUGAGCAGCUUGCCAAAGAAACCCUCUUACUCCCCUCAAAGGGUCCCAACAGGUUUGAUUUGUUAGUACAAGGCUCCCCAUCUGAGUCUGAGGUAAAAGAGGAUGAUGACAUCAGUGACAACAGUGACUUCCGAGAGGAUGGCCAGCGGGACGGAGCCUCACCCCAGCCACCUGUUGGUUCUGGAGCCAAACGGAAACGUAAGAAAAAGAAGAAGCGAGGAAGAGUGAGAAUUCCAGCAAGUAGUGAAGAUCCAACUGAUAAUGACAAGGAUGACAUAGACAACAUUAUAGAAGAAGUAAAUGCCAUCACCAGUGGAGCUCCCCAACAAGCUCCCAUUGAAAAAACAUCAAAUGACAAAGUAAAGAAAAAUCUUCUUAACGUAGAACACAAGCACCUCAAUCCACAGAAUGAAAUGAAGAGAAUAUUUGGGUCAAGGGUCGUGCAGGCAAAUGAAAACAAAACCUUUAAUGAACCAAAGAUUGAACCGACAGAAGAAGGCACGGAUGUAAUUGAAGUGUUGGAGGAUGAAGUGUGUGAAAUGCUGGAAGGAUUGGAUGUAAGGAAAGCACAAGGGCCUGAUGGAGUAUCAAAUUGGGUGUUGAGGAAUAGGGACUUAGACAAGAUCUGGGAGUGGAGCAGAGAGUGGCAAAUGGAAUUUAAUAUCAAGAAGUGUGGAGUGAUGAAUUUUGGUAAGAGCAGUAUGAGACCAGUGUACAGAUAUAAGAUGGGGGAUGAGGAAUUGGAAAUAAAGACUGAAGAGAAAGUUCUGGGAAUAACUGUGACGGAGGGGCUCUCGUCAGAGGUUCAUGUAAAAAGGAAAUCUGGUGAAGCGUACAAUUUAGUAAGGAACAUAAGGACUGCAUUCUGCUACAUGGAUGAAGAGAUGAUCAAGAAGUUGAUUGUUACAAUGAUUAGACCCAGGUUGGAGUAUGCAGCGAGACAGUUCAGAUUUCUAGAUGCAGUUGAGUCCCUUAAUCCAGAGAACAUCAUGAUGUUGCUUAACCAAGAACCUUUCCAUGUGGACACACUUCUUCAAGUAUCAGAAAUCUUCCGUCUAGGAGAUGACUCUGCCAUGGCAGCACAGUUGAUAGAACGAGCUUUAUUUAUCCUUGAAUCUGCCACUCAUCCUCUCUUUAACAUUACCACUGGCAGUUGUAGAUUACUCUAUCAACAACAGGAGAACCGGAGCCUAUUUAUUGCACUCUUCCGACACAUACUUAACGUGGGCCAGAAAGGUUGCUAUCGCACAGCGCUGGAACUCUGCAAGCUGUUACUUAACCUCUCACCAGAUGAUGAUCCCUUAGCUGUGUCUCUCAUGAUGGACUUCUAUGCUCUACGGGCCCAAGAAUACAGUUGGCUAGUGAUGUUGUAUGACACCUAUGAACCUACCAAAAAUCUUUCCAUGCUUCCCAACUUCAGCUUCUCAGUUCCACUUGCACUGUACCACCUGAGUAAUGGCAGUGGCCAGACCAGCAGCCGAGACAAGAGGGAGUCCAGCAAGGCAGCAGCUCUGGCAGAAGAGCUGGGUAACCCUGAGACAAUGAGAGAGCGGGCUGAUGCCAUGUUGCAGCGAGCUCUCAUUACAUUCCCAGGUUUACUUCUCCCUCUUCUGGAUAAGUGCAGCAUUCAGCCUGAUCCAGUUGUUGCCAGUCAUGCUUUCUAUGGGCCCAAAGCACAAACAAACCAAAGCAAAGGUCUGAGCCAAUUAGUCAACCUGUAUGUGGGUCGCUGCUUUCAUGUUUGGAAGGAAGCUGGUGUAAUGCAUUGGCUAGAAGACAAUGUUAAGAAGACUCUAACUGAGGUUGACAAGAACAAUCCCUUGGUGAAGGAAGGUGAGGAGAUGAGGAAGGUUCGCUAUCAAGGAACUCCCAUGGCUAUCUACAGACAUAUUCUUAUGUCUGAAAUACGAACAGCAACAGCAGCCUUACCACCGGCCUUGGCUAACAAUCCAGUGAUGAGUUAUGAUCCAUUGCCGCCUCCUGAUACUACCUGUGGAUACACUCGUCCGAAGUCUACCAUCCAACAACCCACGGAAUCAUCCAAUAUCCUCACCACCUUCUUCCGUUCACUUCUCCCAAACUAUAAUCCUGAUGAUGAUGUCAAUCAUGCAAGGGAGCAACAGGAAGGGGCUGAGGGUGGUGGAGAUGGGGAGGGCCAUGGAGUAGGGGAUCUACGAGCUUCUGUCAACUCCCUUUUGGAUGCCAUGAGGGAUCUGUUAUCCAACCUCCAUCUCCCUGAGCCACCUGGCAAUGAGGCCGACAUGUCUGGAGAUGAUGAGGAACAUGAGUGGGACUGAUGAAUUUCAGUUGCAUAAAAAUUACUUAAAUAUUUAGUGUGGAUUAUUUUCAUAAUUGUUUUAAUGUUACAUAUUUAUCUUACAUUACUUGUAAUUUUGUGCCCAAUUUUUUUGUUUCUAUUAGUUUUAACCAAUGUUUCAGGGUGCAAUAAUGAUGAUAAUGAAUUAUUUAUAGUCAGAAGUAUUAUUAAAGUAGAUUUAGAGGCUUCAUUUCACAUAAAGAUUUCUAUCACAAAAGUCUCAUGUCUUGAACUUUUUCUGUUGUAAUAGAUGAUUGUUAUUAUUAUUAAGACGCCUGCUUCCAGCAUUCACUAGGACGUCAUUGCUGCAGCAUACCAUAUCUGCACAUUACAUCACACACACACACACACACACACACACACACACACACACACACACACACACACACACACACACACACACACACACACACACACACACACACACACAGUGGAGUGAAUUAAAUGCUGUGAGUGUAUGCAGAGAAACACUAAUUUCUAGAUUUCUUUAAGCUGUCUAACCUGUAUGCUCAAAUUUGUGCUGCAGAUCAUGAAGUUUCUGGUAAAGUCAAAGCAUUAUAUAAUUGAUUAUUUAACUUCAUUUUUUAUACUAAAGUGUGGACUGUAGCUAGAAAUAAAUGGCUGAAUAGAUAGGUAAAUAACUCACUAUUUGAUAAAUGCUGAAAUUCAUCGUUCCUUGGAUAUUUUAGAGCUUUCAUUUUAUGAAGGAAUGCAUUUCCACUAAGCACAUGUACAGGUUUCAAAUAUACAAAUAUGUGUAACAGUCAAAUAAUUUUCCUUUUUUUGUGUUGCUUUCAGUUUAGUAUAUCAAUUAUUUAAGUUCAAAUAACUUUAUUCUUUAAUAUCAGGUCAUAAUGCCCGAAACCAUUCAUUAGUUUUUCCACCAAAAGCAGAAGGAUUUUAAGUUAUAAUUCAUGUUCAGAAAGACGUCUAUAUGUAUUAGUAGAUUGAUGGAGACAUGAUCAACACAAAACUUCUAAACACUUAGUGGAAAGUUACUUGUUUUAUCAUUGCCAUCUUGAAUUGCUUUUCUUUAUUUUCUCAUAUUCUGACACGUAUGUUGCUUUCCUAAUUAUCUCACUCCUACAUAAUGGGUGCUGAGAACUUUCUAAAUCCCGAUUUUCACAUUGCUGAAGAUUUACAUCUCAUAAUCAUCUCUGCUCUGUCUCUAUUAGUAAACCCCGUGUUUCAUAUUUAUCAAUUUAUCUUCUUUUGUGUACAUGAAAGUGGCCUGCGAGACUAUCAUCCCUUUCCACCACAGUGGCGACAAAGAUAAAAUUGUGUGAGUGUGUAUAGAAUAAUAUGGCUGCUUUAUUUUUUUAGGAUAACGUGGUCCAUAAAUGUGAAUAAAGGUCCUAUUUGGA